This is a messenger RNA of Truncatella angustata, 585 nucleotides long. RefSeq lists its product as uncharacterized. The transcript has a single exon. The record is from RefSeq and is a predicted model, not a curated record. The coding region runs from base 1 to 585 and encodes 194 amino acids. Lineage: Eukaryota; Fungi; Ascomycota; Sordariomycetes; Amphisphaeriales; Sporocadaceae.
AUGCCUUCGAUGCCUUCGAAGCCAAGGCUCGGUGCCGCUCCUCCACCUCCCCUGCCGCCUCCACCUCCCCCCGCUGUCAAAAAGGCACCUACCCCGCCUCCAGCUCCUACGCCACCAAAAUUGACUGCGACCGGACUGGCCGGGGCGUUCAUGGUUGAGCUCGUGAUGUGGAACGGAGCGCCGUAUAAGGACUAUUGGGCGUAUUGGGUGCGUUCGCAUGUCAACUCUGCCGUAGGCGUUUUGAUUCAUGCCGCCGGCGAUGUGAUGAACGGCUUCAGAUUUGAGAUCAAGCGACACCAUGAUUUUCGAAUCACCGGCAACCCUCCCGACAAGAGGAUUCCGCUGCAAUGGGUCGACAAGUCGCAUUUUAACGAGGAAGCCAUGUUCAAUGGUGGGCUAUACAAGCUGGAUUACACACCAGUUUGCGGGUUCGAGGCGAGUGCGUAUGAAGCUUGCCGGGCACACCGUGGAAUACAAACCGCAUAUACUGGCAAAGAAACCUAUGCCCUCUGCGCAGAAUCUUUUCGAUCAAGGCUUGGAGACGAAGUGUGGAGGCGGAGAACGGAAACAAAUCGGUAUUGCUGA